Salvia splendens (bonfire salvia) is the source of this 402-nucleotide messenger RNA. RefSeq names its product flagellar radial spoke protein 1-like. The transcript has a single exon. The record is from RefSeq and is a predicted model, not a curated record. The coding region runs from base 1 to 402 and encodes 133 amino acids. Lineage: Eukaryota; Viridiplantae; Streptophyta; Magnoliopsida; Lamiales; Lamiaceae.
AUGGGUGAGGAAGCUAUACCGACUGGGAGAACUACAGCAAGCCAGGGAACACACGAUCAAGAGCAGAGACAGGAGAGGCUAGAGAAGGCAGUGGAAGAGUUGGCGGAAGAAAAUCGACUAGCUAGGGCAGAGUUGGCUUGCCUGACUAACAUGAUGGAAGAAAUCUUGAAGGAGUUGGGAACGGGGAAGCUAGUGAGAGAAGCCGUACCGAGUGGCCACAGAGGCCGAACUAAUGAACCACGAGUAUCAGAGGAGGUAGUACCCGAGACGGAAGAAGCAGAGCAGAAAGAAGAAGCGGAACAAGAGGAAUCUGAGGAAGAACCAUCCGGAAACGAGGAAGAGGAUUUGAAGGAACCACCUGCACCAGUCCCUGCACCGAGGAGGAGCAGGAGAAACCCGUGA